CCGUAGCCGCGCAGCAUAUGACCAGAAAACACGGAAGUGUUUCGGGCCGAGGAGAAGGGAGAGUCUGUCCGUUGUUUGUCUUCCGCAGCUGGCCGUGACAACACUUCGACGACGGACCGGGGCCCCCGUGGUUCUUUGUGACGGACCACAAACAUGUUCCCCACCCGCCGCUGUCGGCCGACGCUGUCGAGUUGCCUCCUGAUCUGCGUCACUUUGUGGCGGAGCGACCCGAGCAGCGGCGCGUCCGCCACCUUCUACCGGAAACCGAACGUGGUGCUGAUCCUCACCGACGACCUGGACAUCGCUCUCGGGGGGCUGAAUCCACUUCCCAAGACGAAGAAACUCAUCGGAGACGCAGGGAUUUCCUUCAGGAAUGCAUUUGUCGCCAGCCCGCUGUGCUGCCCGAGUCGUGCGAGCAUCCUGACGGGGAAGUACCCCCACAACCACCACGUCAUCAACAACACCCUGGAGGGGAACUGCAGCAGCAAAGCCUGGCAGAAGAGCGAGGAGGCCCACACCUUCCCCGCCUUGCUGAGGGACUCCGCCGGCUACCAGACCUUCUUCGCCGGGAAAUACCUCAACCAGUACGGUCACUCAGAUGCUGGAGGAGUGGAGCACGUUCCUCCAGGAUGGAACUACUGGGUCGGACUGGAGAAGAACUCUAAAUACUACAACUACACACUGUCCAUAAACGGGAAGGCAAAGACACAUGGAGCCGACUACAGCAAAGACUAUCUGACCGACGUGCUGGCCAACAUGUCUCUGGACUUCCUCCAGGUUAAGUCCAGCUUCCAGCCGUUCUUCAUGAUGGUGUCCACGCCGGCUCCCCACUCUCCCUGGACCGCGGCCCCCCAGUACCAGGGCAGCUUUAACACCACCAAGGCUCCCAGAGACCCCAACUUCAAUGUCCACGGGAAGGACAAACACUGGCUCAUCAGACAGGCGAAAACCCCCAUGUCCAACGCCUCUGUUCAGUUUCUGGACGAUGCCUUCAGGAAACGGUGGCGAACUCUGCUCUCCGUGGACGACCUGGUGGAGAAGAUCGUGAAGAGGUUGGAGGUCAGAGGUGAACUGGACAACACCUACAUCUUCUUCACCUCUGACAACGGCUAUCACAUGGGUCAGUUCUCUCUUCCUCUGGACAAGCGGCAGCUCUACGAGUUUGACAUCAGGGUUCCUCUCAUGGUCCGGGGACCCAACAUCAAACCCAACCAGACCAGCCAGAUGCUGGUGGCGAACGUGGACCUGGGCCCGACCAUCCUGGACAUCGCCGGCUACAACGUGAACAAAACGCAGAUGGACGGCAUGUCCUUCCUGCCCGUCAUGGAGGGGAAGAUGAACAGCAGCAGCUGGAGAACAGACAUCCUGGUGGAGUACGAGGGCGAGGGGAGCAACGUGUCCGACCCCGCCUGCCCUCUACUGGGACCCGGAGUGUCGGAGUGUUUCCCAGACUGCGUGUGUGAGGACUCGUACAACAACACCUACGCCUGCGUGCGAACCGUCGCCCCCUCUGCCAACCUGCAGUACUGCGAGUUUGACGACAACCAGGUGUUUGUAGAGGUCUACAACGUCACCGCUGACCCCUACCAGCUGACCAACAUCGCGGCUUCCAUUGGCCAGGACUUUCUGGAGAAGAUGAACCACAGGGUGAUGAUGCUGCAGUCCUGCUCCGGGCAGUCGUGUCGGACGCCCGGCGUGUACGACCCCAGGUACACGUUCGACCCGCGCCACAUGUUCCCCGGUCACGGCCCCGGGCGGCUCCGCCUGCGACAGACGAUGAAGUGAGACGAGGAAGAGGAGGAAGAAGACGAAGAAGGGCUGCUUGUUUGUCGUGUUCGGCCUUUUCCCUGCUGUUGCUGCCUUGUCUGCGGGCCUCCUGUCCUGAGCCUAGUUUCAAGACGGAUGAAGAAGGGAUCACCUUUUUUUUUCUUUUCAGCCUUGGCUGCUGCCAAACUGUUGUUAUGGAAGGUUUGAUAAACUCAUGUCUGUUGAAUAUGAGUAACACUAAAUUUUAAAGGUACAAAAAAAAGACACGGUCACACGACCCUUAUAUUCAAUUUAACUGUCCUGCACAAAGCUUGAAAAAAAAUAAGGUGAGGGAAUUAUUAAUCAAACGGGAAACCUGCGCUCGAUUUGUCUGUUGUUGUUUUUGAAGGCGUUGAUCGAUGAAAACGGUAACGAAUAUCCGCAGGAAGGAAAAGUAAUGCGUUGGAACCUGGAGUAAACGGAAAACAUACAGGGUAUGAUAGAUAAUAAAUGAAAAAUGUGCCUCCUACAGAAAAAUCAAACUUCAUAAAACAGACGGUCCAAAAGAAAAGUGCCUAGAAUGAGAGCUAAAGAUCCUAAAGACCUGAAACCUUCCCCCAGCCACAGCGUUCAGUUACAUCGUACUAGAUAUAGAACAGAAUAAUCAUAACACUGGCGACUCUAGAGGAAAAGACGAGAACUCGAGAGAAAUUAAAUAAAUGACAAAUCUGAAUUCAAAGAUCACAACUGGUCGACCGACGUUAGAAGUGAGGGAGAAAAGGAAGUUGUUUUUGUAGAAACUUUAAGUCAGGAAAUUAUUUUUAAGAAUAGUUAGUUAAAUAAACAAAUCGUAUUAAAAAGGCCAUGACUGAUUUGUCUCUUACUCUUAUUUAUCAUUUCAAUGUUGUUUUUCUAAUCUGGGAGAAGCGUCCGUUUUAAUUUCAUGAAUGAAAGAGUUGCAUUAACGGUCGUCACUUUCAAAACCUUUGGUCUUUUUAAUCUCUCGUCGUCCUUGUGUUUUUAAUUUAUCAGUGUGGUCGUGUUUUAAAUUUCAUGCGGAGAUUGGACAGAAAAAAAAUUGAAAUUUUUCUACGUAGGAUCAUUACUAUUUUUUGAUGAAAAAAUAAUUAAAUCAGCAAGUUAUGUAUGUAGAAUUUGUUUUUAACAAUUUUAUGUGAGAACGUUUUAAGGCAAAACUAAAUAUUUAUUUUGACCAGUAAAGAGGAAAAAGUCAGAUAAUCUGUACUUGAUAUAUUUUUCCAUGCGACCUUCUCCUUCCUUUCAUUUAUCUGUAUGAAAAACAUACUAGGCUGGGGUUUUGGCUUUCUUUUUUUGUGUUUUUCUCAUAACUCCAAAAGCAUAUUUCCCAUAUUUUGAACUGUUCCUUUAAGGCUGACUCGAGCCGUUAUUUUGAGUCGAUAUUAACCUUUUUUUUUUAACAUCCAACCAAAGAUUUGAUUUGGAGACUUGAGGGGAAAUGGCGACAUCUCUGUCCAGUUACGUGUUUGACAUUUGUUGUAAUAACUGAGUCUGUUAUUGUGUUUUUAACUUCGAUUGUGAAUCAUUAUUUUCUAACUGACAGAGCGAGCGAGAGAGAAAGGAAAACGUCUGUGACCUGUGAAUCUGUGAAUCUGUUCCUCCGCGUCAGCUCUCUCUCUAUUUUCUUCCUCUGGAGUCGGUUUGUUUCCGACUGGACUGAAUUUCAAAUAUCUCACUUAUGAAAACGCAACAGAACUCGACAUGUACAGUCUGCGAUUAUUUGUCCUCUGUUUGAAUUCACUGAUGCACUUUCCAAUCUGUCAGAACUGUUUUGUUGUUUUGGCACCUUUUGAGUUGAGAUUUCUUUCAGAGUAGUUUUUUGAUGAUGAUGAUUAAGUAUUUUUGGCUUGUGUUUUUGUCCAAAUAAAGAAAUUGUCGAUAUCA
This is a messenger RNA of Scophthalmus maximus (turbot), 3669 nucleotides long. RefSeq names its product glucosamine (N-acetyl)-6-sulfatase a (gene gnsa). Gene Ontology annotation, biological process: glycosaminoglycan metabolic process. Bases 154 to 1785 code for a protein of 543 amino acids. NCBI's taxonomy places the organism in Eukaryota, Metazoa, Chordata, Actinopteri, Pleuronectiformes, Scophthalmidae. The record is from RefSeq and is a predicted model, not a curated record. The transcript has 14 exons. Gene Ontology annotation, molecular function: glycosaminoglycan binding; N-acetylglucosamine-6-sulfatase activity.